Molecule: messenger RNA, 1812 nt
Organism: Gasterosteus aculeatus aculeatus (three-spined stickleback)
Lineage: Eukaryota; Metazoa; Chordata; Actinopteri; Perciformes; Gasterosteidae
Source: RefSeq, a predicted model, not a curated record
AGAACCACCGGACUUUCCAAGUGCGCAUGCGCAACAUAUUUUUCACUGCAGAUUCUCCAAUCGCGAAAAGCUUUUCUUCUGCUGAGUGAGUGUAACUUUAUGGCCAAAUACAUGAGGCCCCCAAACACAUCUUUGUUCGUCAGAAACAUCUCCGAUGAGUCCAGGCCUGAGGAUUUGCGGCGUGAGUUUGGCCGCUAUGGGCCGAUAGUGGAUGUCUACAUCCCACUUGACUUCUAUACACGUCGAUCAAGAGGAUUUGCAUACAUUCAAUUUGAAGAUGUGCGUGAUGCAGAAGAUGCUCUUCACAGCCUGGACAGGAAGUGGGUUUGUGGCCGGCAGAUUGAAAUCCAGUUUGCCCAGGGUGACCGAAAGACCCCAAAUCAGAUGAAGACGAAGGAGCAUUCUCCGGGCAGAUCCUCCCGGCACGACGACCGAGACGGCAGACGCAGGCGCUCGCGCAGCCGCAGUUACGACCGAUACCGAUCACGCAGCCCUUCUCACGAUCGCCACCGCAGGCGCUCCGAGAGUCCUCGCGAGUCUCGUGGACGAGUGUAUGGGGGAAGAAGCAGGAGCCGCGAGGAGGACAGAUACAGGCCGAGGCCUCGCAGGGAGUCCAGAGGGAGAUCUCGAUCCAAAUCGGCGUCCCCGCGGGAAGCCGUCAACCCGCCGUCGACUUCUCAUUACGCCGAGGAGGAGGUGCGGCGGACGCACUCCCCGUCCCGCUCCAGGUCCCGCUCGGCGUCCAGGUCCCGCUCUCGCUCCCGUUCCUGGGCCGGGCACAAGUCCGGAGGUCGCUAGAAAAGUAGCCGCCCCUCCUGUCCGUCGUCAUGUCAGAUAGACCACAGCUGGUGCGUCUGUCAGGAAGUGUUUGUUUUGACAUGAAUGUAACGUCCACUGAAGCAUUUCUAGAAAGCUUGUUUUUGCGGCUCCAUUUUAAGAACAAUGCUGGUCCUUUGCUUAGUUUUAUAAAAACGUAUUGUUGAGAUUUCCCAAUUUUAGAAAUAUGAAUCAGUCAGCUUCUGUGUUCACUGGUAGUCGGCCAGGAAUGUUUUUUUUUUUUUUUUUAUAUAUAUAUAUAUACGGUUACUGAGGACUUUCUUUUCUAAACCCUAUGCACCCUUUUUUGCAAAAAAAGAACAUUCAGUAUUGUAAAAUGAAUCCAGUCUGUUAGCGAACCAAACCAGCGUUUUCUGUGUUUUAUGUCAAAUCCCAUUCUGUUUAAACUACCGCUGAACCAUGUCGACAUAUUUCAGGUCUAUCAGCCACUGCUGUUCCUUUUUUAGUUUGUUUAUAGGAAAACAAAUAUUCCAAAACUCUUCACGUCACAUUGAACACCGUUAAAGUAUUUAGAGUGCACUGCUUUACCGGUUAACUAAACACAGCUGAAGAAAUGCAGACCUGAAAUUCCAGCUUCACGUCACUGCGAGAUCGUGGGGCGAUGGCUGAGUGGAAGAAAAGCACGACGGCCGUAACGAUGUGGUCGGUGUUGGAAGGAGGAACGCACCGGAACCCGUCUGUGUAACAACAUGUGACUUUAACCACCAACCGCUAGAAAAUGUUCAAUCUUAUUUUUCUUUCCUUUGUGGUGGUUUCUGUCUGAUUACAACCUGUUUUGUUUUGUUUUAUUUCUGGAACCUUUUUCUUGAUUUCAGUUGUGAGGAGCUACGAAGCGCUCUGGUUGGUGUUUGCACAACUGCGUUUCUGUUUUUACUGAAUGAAUCUCGUCACUGCAUGUUUUAUUCUCCUGAUCUUCUAUCUUUGGUAGAAAGAGAAUGCUUUUUUUGAGAAAUAAAUGGAUAACAUUGAGUAAAA